This is a messenger RNA of Pteronotus mesoamericanus, 5997 nucleotides long. RefSeq names its product protein tyrosine phosphatase non-receptor type 11 (gene PTPN11). The transcript has 16 exons. Gene Ontology annotation, molecular function: non-membrane spanning protein tyrosine phosphatase activity; cell adhesion molecule binding; receptor tyrosine kinase binding. Gene Ontology annotation, cellular component: cytoplasm. Gene Ontology annotation, biological process: protein dephosphorylation; positive regulation of ERK1 and ERK2 cascade. NCBI's taxonomy places the organism in Eukaryota, Metazoa, Chordata, Mammalia, Chiroptera, Mormoopidae. The record is from RefSeq and is a predicted model, not a curated record. Bases 210 to 2003 code for a protein of 597 amino acids.
GUAGGAGGAGGAGCGAACUGGGCUGGGGGGCGGCUGCACAGUCUCCUGGAUCCCCAGGCCUGGAGGGGGGUCUGCGCGCAGCCGGCUGGCUCUGCCCCUGCCCCGUCCGGUCGCGAGCGGGCCUCCCUCGGGCCAUCCCGAUGGUGACCGGGUCCAGCGGAGCCUGAGCAAGGAGCGGGUCCGUCGCGGAACCGGAGGGCGGGAGGAACAUGACAUCGCGGAGAUGGUUUCAUCCAAAUAUCACUGGUGUGGAGGCCGAAAACCUACUGUUGACAAGAGGGGUUGAUGGCAGCUUUUUGGCAAGGCCCAGUAAAAGUAACCCUGGAGACUUCACACUUUCCGUUAGAAGGAAUGGAGCUGUCACCCACAUCAAGAUUCAGAACACUGGCGAUUACUACGACCUGUAUGGCGGGGAGAAGUUUGCCACUUUGGCUGAGCUGGUUCAGUAUUACAUGGAACAUCACGGGCAAUUAAAAGAGAAGAAUGGAGAUGUUAUUGAGCUCAAGUAUCCUCUGAACUGUGCAGAUCCUACCUCUGAAAGGUGGUUUCAUGGACACCUGUCUGGGAAAGAAGCAGAGAAGUUAUUAACUGAGAAAGGAAAACAUGGUAGCUUUCUGGUACGAGAGAGCCAGAGCCACCCUGGAGAUUUUGUUCUCUCCGUCCGAACUGGUGAUGACAAGGGGGAGAGCAAUGAUGGCAAGUCCAAAGUGACCCACGUCAUGAUCCGCUGUCAGGAACUGAAAUAUGACGUUGGUGGAGGAGAGCGGUUCGACUCUUUGACAGACCUCGUGGAGCACUAUAAGAAGAAUCCCAUGGUAGAGACGCUGGGCACGGUUCUACAGCUUAAGCAGCCCCUCAACACAACUCGUAUCAAUGCUGCUGAAAUAGAGAGCCGGGUUCGAGAACUAAGCAAAUUAGCUGAGACCACAGAUAAAGUCAAGCAAGGCUUUUGGGAAGAAUUUGAGACACUACAACAACAGGAGUGCAAACUUCUCUACAGCCGAAAAGAGGGCCAGAGGCAAGAAAAUAAAAACAAAAAUAGAUAUAAAAACAUCUUGCCCUUCGAUCAUACCAGGGUUGUCCUGCAUGACGGUGACCCCAACGAGCCUGUUUCCGAUUACAUCAAUGCAAAUAUUAUCAUGCCCGAAUUUGAAACCAAGUGCAACAAUUCAAAGCCCAAAAAGAGUUAUAUUGCCACACAAGGCUGUCUGCAGAAUACGGUGAACGACUUUUGGCGGAUGGUGUUUCAAGAGAAUUCCCGAGUGAUUGUCAUGACAACAAAAGAAGUGGAGAGAGGAAAGAGUAAAUGUGUCAAAUACUGGCCUGAUGAGUAUGCUCUGAAAGAAUACGGGGUCAUGCGUGUUAGGAAUGUCAAAGAAAGCGCCGCCCAUGACUAUACGCUAAGAGAACUUAAACUUUCCAAGGUUGGACAAGCUCUACUCCAGGGCAAUACAGAGAGAACCGUCUGGCAAUACCACUUUCGGACCUGGCCGGACCACGGCGUGCCCAGUGACCCCGGGGGCGUGCUGGACUUCCUGGAGGAGGUGCACCACAAGCAGGAGAGCAUCGUGGAUGCGGGCCCGGUGGUGGUUCACUGCAGUGCUGGGAUUGGCCGGACAGGGACGUUCAUCGUGAUUGAUAUCCUCAUUGACAUCAUCAGAGAGAAAGGCGUCGACUGUGACAUCGAUGUUCCCAAAACAAUUCAGAUGGUGCGAUCUCAGAGGUCAGGGAUGGUCCAGACCGAAGCACAGUACCGAUUCAUCUAUAUGGCCGUCCAGCAUUAUAUCGAAACACUACAGCGCAGGAUUGAAGAAGAGCAGAAAAGCAAGAGGAAAGGUCACGAGUAUACAAAUAUUAAGUAUUCCCUAACGGACCAGACAAGUGGGGAUCAGAGCCCCCUCCCACCUUGUACGCCAACGCCGUCCUGUGCGGAAAUGAGAGAAGAUAAUGCUAGAGUCUAUGAAAACGUGGGUCUGAUGCAGCAGCAGAAGAGCUUCAGAUGAGAAGACCCACCAAGACUUCAGCACAAAAUGUGGACCUCGCCCUCUCCAUGAAAAGAUCAAGAAUAGGUGCAAGACAGUUGAUGUGAAGAAUGAACUUGAAACUUGAAGGCUUGCGUUGUGGUCGACUCCCUUUUGAUGAACAGAAUGUGAAACCAUUUAGAGACCAUUGUAUUCUAACUCAGCAACACCUGAUUUCCAGUUACUAAUUUCCUCAGAUAAGAAAUCAUCUCUACAAUGUAGACAGCGUCAUAUUUUAUAGAGUUUUGUUUUACAUUGAGGAGGUAGUUAACUUGUGCUCUGUACUCUGCAGAUGGUGAUGAUUCGAAUCCUAGUUAUUGGCAAUUUUUUCCUUUUUAUAACCUUAAACAUUUUAAUUCUUCCCCCUCUUGUGGGGAAUGAUAGGGCAAUUGUUAGAGGAAAAAUGGGGAAAUUAAGCAACAGCAUCCUGUAGGAGUGAGAAUGAUUCCAUUUAUCAUCACUAAUCCAGUAGUGGAGAACCCAUUUUUGAUGGCCUCUUUUUUCGGCUAAAUGAUAAUUAAACCAGUGCCCCAGGCUGUCAGAAGUUGACUGUCUUCCUUUGCAUUGCCAUUAAACUAUCACGGGAAUUUAGAAUAAAAGGCAUGUUUGUUUCUUUGCAGAUGACCGAUGAUCAUUAGCCUGUUGAUUGAGAAGGUUGUGGUGGGGAAAUGUUUGCCAUAUAUAUUUUUUUCAUUUGUGUAUUGUGUUUAGGAAAAAAUGCAUCUGUGAAUAACCAGUAUUUUGGUUAUCAACUGUCACUGACAAACCACCCCCAAACAUAGUGGCUUUCAGUAAUUCUUUAUUUUUUCCUCACUGUUCUUCAAUCUGGGCUGGGCUCAGCCGAGCUGUCCCUCUGCCCGUCUUGCUGAUGUCCCUUGCCGGUCACCAGGUUGAUGGGGACAGCAGGGUGGCUGGGCCCCUCUCUCUGCACACGGUCCUCGGCCGCUCCCUCUCCAUGUGCUCUCGCCACGUGGCCUCACCAGCGGGGCAGCUGCACCUCUUACCUGGCAGCUCCGAGCUCCCAAAGGUAUAAGGCAGUAGCGGCCAGGCCCCCUUACGGCUUAACCCCAGAACCGUCACAGCAUCACUUCUGCCCUCUGUUGAUUAGAGCAAGUCACAGGCCCAACCCGGAAUCAGGGAGAAGGGACUUCACUGGGGCGAGAGGUGGAGGUGUGGUUCACUGGGGGUCCCCAGCAUAACAGACUGUCAGAGCUGGUGCCAAGGGAAAAAAAACCUGUCAUUAGCAGAAGUAGAAGCUGCUAGCGAGUGACCUGGGGAAGCUGGAGCUGCCUGUGGGAGCUGGUGGAAGCGGGACGUGAGACAGAGAGGAGGCCUCCCAGACGCCUCCCGCACCAGUUCUGCGGGCCUCGGGCAUCUUUCCUGAACCGUCACCUGAGAAAACUGGUCUCCUAAGAAUGGCUGUGUCUAGGAGGCAGCAUCUGAAAGCACCACCCUGUCAGCGUGGCCCCCGCAGAGGGAGCUGGACGUGGCAUCUUCUUCACGCCACUGGUCUCCAGCGGAGGCCUCCACGCACGCGUGUGGCGGGCGCACGAGGAGGAGCGGUGCUCGCGGGGCUGCUCGUCAGACCGCCUCGGCCAUAGCUCAUUUUUGUUUUCACCAAGUGGUAAGAUUGGCUAACGUGCUACCUGAAGUGCCUUCUCCAAAAACAUCCCCCUUUGCCCUGUGUGUCGCAUCAUCAUUGGGUGAGUGUGUUUCAAUUAAAGUCUCGCUGGCCGACUUCGUGAAGACAAUAAAAUGCUACAGCGUGGCCUCCGUCCUGGAAUUCUUGCUCUUGCUCCUGAAAGCAAGGACUAGGGCCAGCCCUGGUGAUAGUUCCCCACUGAGGUCGUUUGGGGCAAGCAGUGGCUGCCAUUUCCACAGACACAGUGUAUAGUGUUCCCCCCACAUAAUCCUCCUCCCCAAGCCAUUGAACUUAGAAUAGCUUCAGAACACAGGUGUGGCCUGAAGGUGAUUACCUUAUAAGAGGAAUGUAAGCGACUACUGUCUUCUUGCCAACCCUGUAAAGAAAGCGAUUCAAGUUCAGUGUUUGCAACAAGGUUCUUGAACCCUGUUCUUUUUAUUGCAUUGUCAUAUUGAAUAGUCCUCUGUUUAGCCUUGAUUUCAUGGGCAUGUUUUGACUCUAGACUUUGGGGGCAAAGUCUUCACCAGCAUACAAUGGUUUGAUUGUAUAAAUAUACCUGCUCCGUUAAGUCUCUGUCUGUAGCUUCGGAUCGGUUGUUUCUGCACUUGGAACGGAAACAGCUGAUCUUGGCCAACCCUCUGUGUUACAGGACAUUGAUUUCAUUGAGAUUUCCCUCCACGAAGUCAGCCAGCUAUCAUAUUAGAUCAGUUUAUGCCAAGACAAGAUUAUGAUAGUCCCUAGGUUGCUGAGGUUUGUUGUGUGUCUGAUAAAAGGAGAUGGCAGGUUCUUAGAAGAGAUUUCUCUCUGUGGGAUGGAAUCGGGCAGGUGAAGAUGGGGAACUCGAGGUGUGGGUUUAAAAAAGUGGAAAUGAAAGUUCCAAAGGGAUGGUUUGUGAGGAAGUCCAAGGGCCCGGGGCCGGAGCAGGCAGGCAGAGUUGAAUCAGGUAACCCGGAAAGUGGGUGUGAUAGAGCAGUGUCCGUGGUUGGCUUCUGGGGUGCUGGCAGACAGAAAAUUUGCACAAUAUCCCAUAGCUGGUUGAAUAUUUUAAAAUUACAAGCAUAGGAUUUUAUAUUUGGGGUGAAAUUAUCUGGCACAUGGUAUUUGGGUUUUUUAAAAAAGCCAAAUUUCAGUCUUAAUAACUUUUAUAAAAAACAAAAAUAAAAAGACACCUCAUGUCCAGUGUGUGGUCCUCCUGAAAAUUAUGGUUAUUCAGUCCAUUGAAUUCAAUAACUUUUCAAAUGUGGUUCAAUGGAGUUGAGAAAGUAUAUGUAAGACUUUCUUGGUGUUUUGCCUUCCUUAAGGAGCCCAGUUGCUUUGGAAAAAUCAAGAAAAGCCUCGAGAUUAUUUUUAGGGGGUUAUUUUACUGGGGAUUUUAAGAAUAAGAUAAAGUCUUGGGUUAUUUCUAGUUCAGGGGAAUGUGGAAAGGUAUGCAAUUGUGAAGUGCUUUGUUGUAGCUUAUUAAUCCGUAAGGGAAACUUAGACUGUAGACUUAAGUACAAACCCAGUGCAACUAGUUUUCUAUAUGUUGUUGGGGGAAUGAAGUUUUAUAUAGCAAGCACAUGGCCUCCCUGAUUUCACAAUGCCUUUUUUAGGAUCUCUAUUAGCCCUUAAUUUUGUUGAAAUUUUUUCCUUCUUCCUCUUGGAAAAUAAGUUCCAAAAUAUAGUUUAUUGUAUCUUCCAUCAUUAAAACAUUUGCUUUUUUUUUUACUACGGGCAGUUCACUCAAGGCAAAAAUCUUAAACAGUUGGUUUUAGUGUGGUGUAGAACUUUACUGUGUAUCAAACUAACUUUUACAAGUUUUCAUUCUAAACCUCAAAACAUGUGAUUAAUAAUUUGCCUGUUUUAUUUAUGACCUAAUUGUGAUUCUUUUAUUAAUAAAAGCUAGUGGGAAAGGAUCCUUUAUUAAGCUGUUGACUAGAUCUGCAUUUAAUUUUCCUGCAGUAUAUGAAGUAUUGUACCAGAGUAUUAAAAGAUAUGUAAUAUUUUAUUGAUAAAUCUAUCCUUUAAAAGGAAUACGUGUUAGGGUGUCAUCAUUUUGAUGUGAAUCAUGUAAAUGUUGAUAAUAUGCACUGUUUAUUAUACAUUUAGUGUUUCAAGAGAUUCACUUAAUUGCCUUUUUGCUCACGUACAUUAUGUAGUCUAUUUGCAAUUGUUUUUUAAAAAGUGACAUUAAAAGAAUAGUUUAUGUAGAGAAGCAUUAGUGGAUGUUAAUUGUCUCCCCACCUAUAUUUAUGGGUGUUAGUUCAACUGCUUUGCUAGUUGCAAAGCCAUAUUAUCAGAGUAAAAGUGUAUUUGUUAACUGUAUGGGAACUAAAAAUUAGGAAUAAAACCAUU